This is a messenger RNA of Pelobates cultripes (western spadefoot toad), 15867 nucleotides long. The record is from the annotation of a GenBank genome assembly. NCBI's taxonomy places the organism in Eukaryota, Metazoa, Chordata, Amphibia, Anura, Pelobatidae.
AUGUAUCGCCCACAGGACCAGUUUGGCUCCCGAUUUCCCCGCGAUCCCUUCAACAACGGAAUCAACGCAGCAUGGAACCCUCCCCACCCCAGAGCCUGGGCUCCAGCAGGCAGGUGAGAAGAGCAGGCAUUGUAUAACAGAUUUAGAAGGUUUUAGAUGGUUAUGUACAUGUCAUGCUGUUAUAGGGAGUCUGAAUAUACUAUGUAUUAUAUGUGUAAUUCUCAACUUUUUUAUUUAUUUUUUUAGGUGCCCUUCCAACAUCAACCAGUCACAGCUGCCUCCUCAUCUGCCUGCUAAUCAUGUGACGAGCAUAGGUCAUCCCAGCAAGCCCUACUUUCCUCUAGGGUAAAUGUUGUGCUCGAUAGAUGCGAUUGGCUUUGCUCCGGCCGCCCCUCUCUCCCUUUAAGUAACUCUGUUGUUUCUGUGCAGUUCUCCUCCUGGCCCGCGGCUAGGAAAGUUGGAGCGCGUUCACUCCUGCGUGCAGACCCUCCUCAGGGACGAGCAGCAGCCACAGAUUUGGGAGCAGCUUGGUCAAAUUUAUGAGUCUGAGCAAGAAUGGGAAGAUGCUGUGCGCUGUUACCAAACCGCGGCACGGUAUCAUGGCGGCUACGAGCUCACUGCUCACAUCUCCCGGCUUCAACAGGUAAGGACAUGCAAGAUCCUAUCUAAAUGAGGUGUGGGUGUGUGGCACGGGGAGAUGGUUUAAUGGUCCUAACCAUUUUUUUUUUUUUUUUUCUUUUUUUUUUUUUCUCCCCCAACCCCCCUUUCCCCCCACAAGACUCACCUUUGGAACUUGCACUCCCCGCCCCAUCAUCGCCCAAAAUCUCUGCCACCAUUGCAACAAGUCUGGGAUCUCAUGCAACAUGAGGUAGAACUGACCUUAAAAUCAGCGCAUUGCACUGCAGAGUGUAUAGGAAGAGUAUACUUGUGGUUAGAGUACUUCCCAAAACAUUUCCAGUGACUAUGUGUGUGUGUGUGUGUAUGUAUAUAUGUAUGUAUAUAUGUAUAUGUGUAUAUAUAUAUAUAUAUAUAUAUAUAAUAUAUGUAUGGGAACAAGAGGCAAGCACUCACGGUCUUUUGGUUUCUUUAAAACGAUUUUCCUUUUAUUUCAUUGCUUAAAACUUGAUCGACGUUUCAGCCACAAUACAUGGCUUUCAUCAGGAUCUUUAAAGCGGCUGCCUCUUGUUCCCUAUAUUUGUGUAUAUUAUGGCAUUGGCUUGACAGCACCAGGCAUAAAUCUACAUAGAAGUGUGUGUGUAAGGAGACAAUAGGAAUAUAUAUAUAUAUAUCUAUCUCUAUCUCCACUGAAUGGCACACGUUGUCCAUCAUGGGAUAAAUUGUGAUGGUCGGCAAGUGAGCAGCUCCCUUCUGCCUUUAUCUACUGAUCAUGAACACAAAACUCUGUAAACUGAAAACUCUUUAUUUAUAAAUCGAUGCAAUUAUUAUUAUUUAUUUUUAUUUUUUAUUUUUUUUAUAAAGAGCUGCGUGUUUUUUAUUGGGGGGGUAUAUAGAUCAUUGUGUAGAUACUCGGAAAAUAGACAUGUAUAAAUAAGUAGAAAUAUACAUUUAAUUAUUUUUCCUUCUAUUAUUUUACAGCAGAAGAGACAUUUUGUGGGGAAGAGGGGCCCCCCACAGCUGAAGCGUGCUGUCCCCCCACCUGACUCGUCAGGUCUCCAGUCACCUCCCCACAACGCCCAUGGAGGAGAAGAGCAGCCCAUGAAAAGGAGACGUAGUGGGAGCCCUGAGCAGGUAUUCAGUGCUGGAUAGCGAAUUAGUUACAGGGCCCUACUUUUCGAUUGAGAACUGUCACAUGUAUAAAUACCGCUCGUGUUCUUAGUUACGUUUAUCAAUUUUCUGACCGGGCCUAAAGACACCAAGUUAACCUCCUUAUUCUACGAUCGCUACACCCAGCCAUUAUUGCUAUCCAGAGUUGGACAUCUAAAGCUAAACUUCUGUUCCACAUUAUCGGCGCCAUAGCCCAGGGCUAAACGGGUACAGUGCCCCCCAAAGAUGACCACUCUUCACUACACAGUGGUUGUGGUGUCUAAAGUGCUACUUAACCAUUCUCUGUCCUCUACCGUCAAGUUAGCCUCAUCUGAUCAUGUGACCAGAUUUUCAAUUUUUCCUGGCAAAUUCCUUGAAUAAUUGUUCUGUUCAUUUUUAUGCUGAAUUUUUAAUAUGACACUAACAUUUUUUUUCCCAUCCCUCUACAGCAGAGGAGGGGAUCACACAACCUGCACUCCCCUCCUGCCGCUGGGAGUUCUGGGAAUUUGUACCAUCAGGCACCUACGAAGCCUAAUGUCUGGAAUCCUCUUACUCACGAGUCUUGGAACGAGCGCAGGGAUAGGCAGGUGAGGCAUUAUACAGAAUGAAACGGCAUAUGGGUUCAUAUAUAAACUAUACAAGGCAGUAACCAACACCUAUGUUCUCAUUCUCCCAGCAGGAACCUCGUCUGCCUUCCCAUGUUUCAUCUUAUCCACCAUAUUGUCCUCCUCGUCCACCACCACUUCACCAGCAGCCCCGUCCUCCAAGUGACCUUAGUGAUGCUAGAGGUCAGAGGUCGCCUGCAGAGGUCAUCCCUCCAGUACCACCACCUCUCCAUGUGCCUUAUGACCAACGAAGACCCCGCCUACCACCACCACUGAAGACCUCUAGACCUGAACUGCCCCCUGUAAGUAGAUGCAAAUCCAUUCUAUAUUUCUCAGGUUUUGAUCAAACUUUCUCAUAUCUGUAGGUUUGAUUAGCAAUUUCUGCUUAAACUGCUAAACUUUAUUUUACUCUGUUAUAAAAAUCAACCCUUAUAUAUCACCUCUUUGGUUCCAGUCCUCCGAUCGCUACCAGAGCCCCGUGAAUACUCCAACCAGAAUCUGCCCCCCUCCUCCGGAGCAGCCAGACCCCCCAAAACCAGUCUGUGCAUCUCUCCAGCCCCAGCCAUCCCCUGCCUCCUGUCCUCCCCCACUCCAGCAGAGCUGGCUGCCAGCCCCGAUCAAGGAGGAGGUGAAGAGGGGGGAUGCACUGGAGGAGAUACUGUAUGGAGAGAAGCCUGGGGGGGUCAAACGGGAAGGAUAUUUCCCGUCUUGCGAUACCCAAGGGGGGGGCAGUGUCUACGAGCAACGAACUCAGGGCAUCACCACCAGCAAAGCCAGGCCAGGAUCUGAGGCCUUCCAGGCUGCAAGCCUGGAUCAUGUACUCAAGACCCUGCAAAAAAUUGAUGACCCUGUGUUAUUUGCCCCAGAAAAUAAAGAAAAGGAAAUUGGUGAAGGAGUAAGAAAGCAUCCCCGAGCCCCAGAAAUUGAGAUCAGUGGGAACAAACCAAGUCAUGGACUUUCUAGGAAUGAGGCCAGCUAUUCAGGCAGAAAGGGGUCGCCAGUGCAAGAGGACAACACCUCGUUUGGCCCAUCUUCUGCCCCUCUCCAGAAAGAUACCUCAGGGAGCAUGCGGGUAUCGGGUUCUGCUUCUCCAGGGACACCACCAGUUUUAAAUGUUAACAGCAAAUCUCUUAGCCCAAAUCCAGACUUGUCUGAGAGCAAGGGAGGCUGCAGGCCCGAGAAGUCACCCACUGGAUGUAGCCAGCUCUUUGAUUUUCCUGGAGGGCAAUUAUCUGAGCAUUUUGAGGAGCCCUCUGAGUUUGCAAAGAUUUUGCCUGAUGGACUAGAUGAUAUAAUGAAAAUGUUGGAUGAGUCGAUCGAGAAAGAAGAAGUUGGUGGGAACUCCAGUGGAGAGGACUAUCUCUCUCCUGCCUCCUCUUCUUGCCCCACAGCAGAAACCAUUUCAGAUACCCAACCUGCCAGUUCCAUGCAAAACAGCGUACUUAAUGCUCCUGUUCAAGGGGCAAAAAUGGCAGAAGUGAGGCCUAGCGAGUUGUUCCCUUACUAUGGUCCCAAGAAGGCAAUCUUGGGACACGAAAGUGGCAAUGAAGGGAGGCCUGCACAGCAUGGGGGCAAUAGUGUUCUUAAAUCACUUGCAAGUGUUUUAGAAGGGCAGAAGUAUUCCUACCGUGGUGGUGCAAGCCUGAAGGGAGGAGGCGGCUCGGCCUACUUUACUGGUGCUAUGGUGGGCAAGCGUAAUGACCCAUACACUGCGCUAUCUACCUCACGUCGGGCCUUGGAGGGAAAAGUGGUAAUUGGAGCACCUCCUACAUCAGAAGUCACAGGGCAAGGGAUCUUGGGCAAGAGGACAGGUGUACGAACAGAGACAGACAUUCUGGAAGAUAUAUCACGAGCUUGUGAAACUCUAGUGGAGGGAUCAAAAGUGUCUGGGUGUAGUAGGGUGGAGGAAGAGCGAGUUGUUGAGAAAGGUGUAAGGAGACCUGAAGUGGUUACCGAAAGAAAGUCAGACAAACACAGGGUGGCAGAUAAACCAGAAGAUGUAGCUAAAACCAACACUAAAAUACCUUGGGGAGCUAUUAAACAGGAAGCAGUAGUUGAGAAGAAGCUGGAAGCACCCAGAGUGGCAGAGCAUAAGGAAGGGCCAGUUGAAAAGAAACCCGAUGCACUUAGGGUGGCAGCUAAAACCGAUGCAGCUAUUGAAAGGAAGCAAGAGAAACCCUGGGUGGUGGAUCGAGUGGAAGGGACUGUUGAGAGGGAUUUAAAGAUGUCAUUGAAGGUAGUUGAGAAAAAGAGCCUUGCCAGUCCAGUUAGUUCUUCCCCUAGUAAGAUUCACAAAGAACAUUCAGUUCCACAAGGGACACCUGUAACGGAAGUUACUAAGGCAGAUGGAGUGCUUGGGAGACUGCAAGAAUUAAUUGAGAGCCAGUCCCCAAAGAAGGCAACAGAACUAAAAAUAUCCCAGGUGGGAGUAAGCGAGAAUUGUUCUUCUGAGCUAGUAAAGAGAAGAGUGGAAAGCGAGAGUAUGAAGUCUCCAGCGGAGGUACCCAAAGCCGAGGCUGAAGCUGAAGGCAUUAGAGUAGUGGAGGCAGAAAGGCCCCAUGAGAGGCUGACCAUUUCCCUGCCAGCUCCUCCUCGGAUCAAAGAGGAGGGCAGGAAGAAAGAUAGGAAGCACAGGAAGUCUAAGAGAGACCGUAGCAGGAGGGCUAAAGAGGGACGAUCUCAGAAGGACAAAGAGAGGCAGAUUUUGGGUAACUUGGACCUUCAAAGUCAGUGUAGGGACACCCCAAAAGCUUCUCCAAAGCAAGUGACAGGUGGUGAAAGGAGGAAAUCAGAGGUAGGUAGGAGAGCAGAAGAAGGACAUCAUCAACCUACACCCCCUGCUGCCCCGGCUACUACACUUCCCCCACCUUCCAAUGGGAGUGUAACAUCUGACCUCUUGAAGAUGAGACCAUUCAUGGAGGGUCCACCAAAGGAGCUGAAAAUUCGACUGAUCAAGGUAGAAAGUGGAGACAGAGAAACCUUCAUCGCCUCUGAAGUGGAAGAGAGGAGGUUGCAAGCUAGUGAGCUGACCAUUAACCACUCGGCUGCAGAAAUUGUCAGAGCCAGCAAGUAAGUUGAGUGUUGGAGUGGUGAAUGUAUAAUGGGGUUAAAUGGCUAUAAUGCUCUCUGUGAGGGGAAGGCGGAUGGGCUAGAGUUAUUAUUAUUUUAUUAUUUAUAUAGCGCCAUCAGACUCUGUAGCGCUGUACAAUGGGUGGACUAUCAGACUUGUUAUUGUAACCAGACAACUGGACGUACAGGAACAGAGGGUUGGAGGGCCCUGCUCAAUGAGCUUACAUUCUAGCAAUGGUUGAUAGAAGGGGCUAUAUGUGUGCAUGAUCUGCUGGCUGGAAGAAUGAAUGUAGAGAUGCUAAUUAAAGUAAAUCAAUAAUUUUUUGUUUGUUUUUUCCACUCUUGUCUCUUUUUCUCGUCUUUCACUAGAAAUAUGGUGCUCAAGGGGAAAUACAAGGAAUCCUACCUCCUGCCAUCAAUGUCUGUGAAACCCCCCAUUGGAACAGAGCAAAAUUUACCCAGAGAGAAACUCAACCCUCCUACACCCAGCAUCUAUGUAAGUAUACUGUUCUUUAUUAUUUAGUGACCACCCUGCUGUAUGAAAGGAGCUUUGAGACUGCCCCUCGGUAUGGCAGUGUGGCACAGACAGGAAUUUUUCCUUUCCCCUCAAGGGUGGCAUGGUGACUGAGAAAGCGCUAUAAGUCUGUCCCUCCCCCUGCAAGGUGACACAGACAUAAGGAGCUAUGAGUCUGUCCCUUCCCCUGCAGGGUGACAGACAGAAGGAGCUAUGAGUCUGUCCCUCCCUCUACAGGGUGACACAGUGACACAGACAGAAGGAGCUAUGAGUCUGUCCCUCCCCCUGCAGGGUGAUACAGUGACACAGACAGAAGGAGCUAUGAGUCCGUCCCUCCCCCUGCAGGGUGACACAGUGACACAGACAGAAGGAGCUAUGAGUCCGUCCCUCCCCCUGCAGGGUGACACAGACAGAAGGAGCUAUGAGUCUGUCCCUCCCCCUGCAGGGUGACAGUGACACAGACAGAAGGAGCUAUGAGUCUGUCCCUCCCCCUGCAGGGUGACACAGGACACAGACAGAAGGAGCUAUGAGUCUGUCCCUCCCCCUGCAGGGUGACACAGUGACACAGACAGAAGGAGCUAUGAGUCUGUCCCUCCCCCUGCAGGGGUGACACAGUGACAGACAGAAGGAGCUAUGAGUCUGUCCCUCCCCCUGCAGGGUGACACAGUGACACAGACAGAAGGAGCUAUGAGUCUGUCCCUCCCCCUGCAGGGUGACACGGUGACACAGACAGAAGGAGCUAUGAGUCUGUCCCUCCCCCUGCAGGGUGACACGGUGACACAGACAGAAGGAGCUAUGAGUCUGUCCCUCCCCCUGCAGGGUGACACAGUGACACAGACAGAAGGAGCUAUGAGUCUGUCCCUCCCCCUGCAGGGUGACACAGUGACACAGACAGAAGGAGCUAUGAGUCUGUCCCUCCCCCUGCAGGGUGACACAGUGACACAGACAGAAGGAGCUAUGAGUCUGUCCCUCCUCCUGCAGGGUGACACAGUGACACAGACAGAAGGAGCUAUGAGACUGUCCCUCCCCCUGCAGGGUGACACAGUGACACAGACAGAAGGAGCUAUGAGUCUGUCCCUCCCCCUGCAGGGUGACACGGUGACACAGACAGAAGGAGCUAUGAGUCUGUCCCUCCCCCUGCAGGGUGACACAGGUGACACAGACAGAAGGAGCUAUGAGUCUGUCCCUCCCCCUGCAGGGUGACAGUGACACAGACAGAAGGAGCUAUGAGUCUGUCCCUCCCCCUGCAGGGUGACACAGUGACACAGACAGAAGGAGCUAUGAGUCUGUCCCUCCCCCUGCAUGGUGACACAGAAUUGAGAUACCAGCCUUGUUUCUUUUUGUUCCUGUACAGUUGGAGAGUAAGCGUGAUGCAUUUUCUCCUGUUCUGCUUCAAUUCUGCACCGAUCCCAAGAAUCCGAUCACCGUUAUCCGCGGAUUGGCAGGCUCCCUGCGGCUAAGUGAGUUAUCCUGGUGUUUAGAUGUUUUACGGUGAAGGACUGAGGCUUGAAGGAAAGAUUCCCCCCCCUCCCCUCCAAUAUUAAUAAAGCACUAGCAAAGAAAUAGUAAAUGCAUCUACCACCCGUCCAAUCCUAGGUCACAACUCCUCCUAUUCUUCUCACACUUUCCUUUCUUUUUUUUUUUCUUUUUUCUUUUUUCUUUUUAAAAGAAAUAAAAAUAAAAAAAAUAUAUAAUUUUUUUUAAAUGUAUUUCCCUAAUGUUGUCUUUCUGUUUGAAUCCAUUGAUUCCCAACCUCGUCUUUCCCUCAGACCUCGGCCUGUUUUCCACAAAGACCCUGGUAGAUGCCAACGCAGAUCACUCUGUCGAGGUUCGCACUCAGGUCCAGCAGCCAUCCGAUGAGAACUGGGACCCAUCUGGAACGAAGCAAAUCUGGCAUUGCGAGAGCAGCCGUUCACACACCACCAUCGCCAAAUAUGCCCAGUACCAGGCAUCAUCUUUUCAGGAAUCUCUACAGGCAAGCACGAUAGUCUAUGGUUUUAUUCCCUACAUUUUUCUUAAUCUUUUCAUUGUUCCUUUUUAAAGCUUUCUUUCCUGGUCGCUCAUUCAUCAAGGUAAUUUUUUGUCAACUUUUAUUCUUCCUUUCCUUUUUAUUUCCCUGUAGGAAGAUAAGGAUAGUGAUGAGGAGUCUAACGAGCCAGAUAGUACCACAGAAACCCUCCCCGCCAGGUAACAUGGCGCACUUUGCUCAUUUAACCAUUGUUGAGUCCACCUGGGGCAAUUCAUUUAGUAAAGGACUUUGUUCUCCUGUCUCUUCCUCCACAGCACAAACAAUGAGCACAAAACCCCUCAAAUCAUUAAAUUUGGAACCAAUAUUGACCUCUCUGACCCCAAAAGGUAAGUUGAGAUUUCGGCACCAUCUACUGUGAUUGCAUUACUGGCUUAAAUAACUCAUUAUGUACACAAGAUACUGGAGCGCCUGUUGCCCUGCCAUUCGUGUCCUGCAAAUUUCCUAGCAGACUGGGGUAACCCUAACAUCUGGAUAAAUAAUACUUUAAGACCGCAAACAUGUCCUUCAUAGUCCUGUAACAGUUACAUAUUUGCAGCUGGGACAAAAAUGCCCUACUUCACACUGCUGGUCAAGGUGUCCAUGUUUUUAUAUUAACGUUAAAAAUGGAGAUGGCAACGUCCAUAAGGCCCCAGAAUCCAAGGGGAUCAGGUGGGAGCUCUGCAUCCAAUCCACCCAGAUUUGUAGUGAGAUCGCAAGGGACUGUCUCCUUCCUGGUCCUCAGUGUGAGCAGUUUAAACCGCAAGCGGCAUGGGCCAUCACAUUGUAAGGUGGAGAUUGUUGAUACUGGACCCGAGACGCACUGCCCCAUGCAGCCUGACUAGACCAUUGCCCACCACAUAUCUUACCUUUACAGUCUAUUAACAGGGCAUAUGGUGACUAUUUUAUUUUUAAUUAGGUGGAAACCUCAGCUGCAGGAACUAUUAAAGUUACCAUCGUUUAUGCGUGUCACAUCCAAUGGAAACAUGCUAAGUCACGUUGGGCAUACUAUUCUUGGCAUGAACACGGUUCAGCUGUAUAUGAAGGUUCCAGGAAGCAGGACUCCAGGUAAGAGGAGGCAAACAUGUCCACUUAACAACAAGAGUAUAAACAAAAGGCUUUGAGUAUAAUGGGAUGUUUUAGAGCCCGUCGUGGGUGGACAUGACCGCAUGAGCAUGCAUUUGAAUUGCUGCUUCUGUCACGAAGUGGGGUGCUUGGAGAUAAUCAUUCCAACUGUGAGAAAAGGCCAUUUCUGAUUUGGUUGCUGUCCACACACAAUCUCAUAUCGAGGUUAUCCUUGUAAUAAAGAUGCAGUAAGAUGCCUUUUGCUACUGAAUCUGCUACUUGACACUGAUGUUUAUUUCUUUGAGACUAUUUGGUGGGGUUGAUGAGCCCACGGAGUGUGUUCUAUGGACAGGUAGGUAGAGCCCAUGAAUAUAGUCCCUCAGAAUUAAACUAGUAAAAACUUGGAAAAGCCAAGCCAAAAAACCUUGAGUUUUUGAGGGCACUUGAGCACUAGAGGGCAACAGAUGGUCAGAAGAUAGAGGAAGAGAAGAACUGGAAGGUAGGAGAGGGAAGGACCAAGCAUAUCCUGAUGGUGUCUUUUGUUCCUGCCUACUCAUUGCACAUUACAAACAUGGUACAUAAUAACAGACCCCAUUUUUAUACAAGCUGUGCUUAUGAAAAGUAUCAGUUUUCACAGAGCUAAAGAGCGCCUCAAGCCUGUAGUGACCUCCCUGAGAGAUUAAAGGACAACUCUAGGCACCCAGACCACUUCAGCUUAAUGAAGUGGUCUGGGUGCCAGGUCCAGCUAGGGUUAACCCAUUUAUUUAUUUUUUAUAAACAUAGCAGUUUCAGAGAAACUGCUAUGUUUAUGAAUGGGUUAAGCCUUCCCCCAAUUCCUCUAGCGGCUCAUUGACAGCCACUAGAGGCGCUUGUGUGAUUCUCACUGUGAAAAUCACAGUGAGAGCAUGCAAGCAUCCAUAGGAAAGCAUUGAUAAUGCUUUCCUAUGUGACUGGCUGAAUGCGCGCGCAGCUCUUGCCGAGCGUGCGCAUUCAGCCGCAUGGGAUGAGAAGAGGAGGAUCGGAGGAGGAGAGCUCCCCGCCCAGCGCUGGAAAAAGGUAAGUUUUAACCCUUUUCCCCCUUCCAGAGCCGGGCGGGAGGGGGUCCCUGAGGGUGGGGGCACCCUCAGGGCACUAUAGUGCCAGGAAAACAAGUGUUUUCCUGGUACUAUAGUGGUCCUUUAAUAAGGAAAAGUGAGGUGUAACUAUAGAAGGGAAACACCUCGCGGCUGCAAGGUCUAGAGGGCGCACACAGACAAUGAGGUGGUUGCGGGGGGCGCCGUGGGUUAUACAGACGAGACAAAUGGAAAAACAAAGCAUGAUUUAAAAAAAAAAAAAAAAUUAUUUAUUUUUCUCUAGGUCACCAGGAGAAUAAUAACUUUUGUUCCGUGAAUAUAAACAUUGGGCCGGGCGACUGUGAAUGGUUCGCUGUGCAUGAAAAUUACUGGCAGAAUAUCAGCGCUUUCUGUGACCGGUAAGAUUAGCACAGCGAAGGUGUCCCAUUUUAUGUACAUAAUUUAUUGCAACGAUAAAGACAAAAUGUAAUGAGUGCAGGUAUGAUAUUCAAAAUGUUUUUGGCUGUUUUUUUUUUUUUUUUUACCACCAUCAUAAUCUGAAAACGCUUAGUACCAGGCAAAAUGCUGUAGGACCUACGGUCUCCCCACCCGAAAUGCUGUUAUUUUCUAUUUAAAUGCCUCCUCAAGUGUCUUACUCCUGUCCCUCUUUCUUAGCGACUUCAUUUUUUUUUUUUUUUUUGAGUAUCAAUCUAGAACACUCACAAUAAUAUAUUUAAUUUAGAUUGAUGAAAUCAAUGUCUGUUUGUCCCGUAUCCAACAAUCCAGGGCUAAGUAACGGCAUACUGCUUAAAUGAUCUGCACGGUGGUUUGAAGAUCGAAUUGCAAGGAUCGAAUAUUUAUUUUUUAUUUUUUCAGUUAUAUUUUACCUUGGAGGUUUGUCCUAAAUUAUCUUUCCAGAUACUUUGCUGGUUAGUAAGUCAAUCCCUUCCUUCUUCUCCAGGCACAAUUUGGACUAUCUGACUGGUUCCUGGUGGCCAGUCCUUGAAGAUCUGUAUCGCUCGGAUAUUCCGGUGUAUAGGUUUGUUCAGCGCCCCGGAGACCUGGUGUGGAUUAAUGCUGGAACUGUUCACUGGGUGCAGGCUACAGGCUGGUGCAACAACAUUGCAUGGAACGUGGGGCCUCUGACACGUAAGUUAGAUUGGCAAUGUGUGUCACAUUUCAAGACCUGUUUUCUCAUUUAACGAUACAAUCCAAGCACCAUACAUAGUUGACUGUGUGAGAAUCCUUAACCUGGUGCUGAGGGCUGAAGAACCUGUUCCAUAAACCUCUUUAUGGGAUACAUUUAGACCACAUAGACCAGAAAGAGAUGGUCCUGAUUGGUGGAGCCUCUUGUGGUGUAGACUGCGUUCACUGCUGGGUAUUUGCUGCAGAAACAGAACAAUAAAGUUAGAGCUCUUUUGUUUUUGUUUUGUUUUUUCGCUCUGUUAUCUAUACAUUAAAUUGAAGAAAGUGAGGUUCUUUCAGCAUGGCAAGCUGUGUGCUGAAAAUUGCUGGUAAUUAAAUUACAAAAAUGUGUAAAUCUGAGUGGAUAUCCCAACCUGUCACUGCUAGGGGAAGUCUGGAAAGCAAAGCCGCUGCUCCCAGCAACUUUGUUUAUUUUUUGGCAUGAGACACUGCACGUUUAAAGUGACCGUUCGUAUUGUGUGAUUGUGAUAAAAUGUAAUUAGCAUUGAACUGGUUAUGUGCAGUGAUAGGUUCUUGUCUCUCUCAGCGUAUCAGUAUCAGUUGGCCCUCGAGCGGUUUGAGUGGAAUGAAGUUAAGAACGUGAAAUCCAUUGUCCCAAUGAUCCAUGUGUCGUGGAACGUGGCAAAGACCGUGAAGAUUAGUGACACCGAUCUCUACCGCAUGAUCAAGUGAGUGCCGAUGGGCUAAAACAAAAACCAAGCUGCUGUAGGGAUUCUCUUGGUCCUGUUGGGUUUCCAUGGUGUAACACGGGAACCUUUCACCCUUCCAGGUACUGUCUCUUGCAGUCUAUCAAGCGAUGUCAGGUGCAGAGGGACAGCUUGAUACGCAGUGGAAAGAAGAUCUCUUAUCAGGCCCGAGUGAAAGAUGAACCCGCCUAUUACUGCAAUGAGUGUGAUGUAAGUGUUGUCCUCAUUCCCUGUCCUUCUUGCCUGGUUACUUUGAGAUGGGUAUUGUAUUUGAUCCGAGAGUGUAUGAGUUUACAGAUUUCUUUAAAGGGGCGCUCCAAGCAUCAAAACUACUAGAAUGCUUUGUACGGAUUAUGGUGCCAGAAAAUGCCUGUUCAAGCCGUUUGUUUUUACGUUUGACGCUUACUUGGGUCCCCCUUUGCUGGUGUUCCUGCCCUUCUUCACAGAUCUCUUUAAAGUGGAAGUUCCCCAAAUAUAGACUUAAUUGAUUUUCGCCAACGUGGAAGGGGCAUUUCUACUCUAUAUUAAACGGUGCUGAGCCACGGACGUGUGAGGUACCAAGGGAAGUGUAAAACCAUUUUAGAGUGGUUUGACUUCACAAUAGAACAGCCCCAGGGGACUUCUGGGAUCAUAACGACUUUAGCUGGCUGUAGUAGUAAAGGUGCUCUAUUAAUGGUUUGGGGAUCAAUCGUUUUUUGCUGUUUUACAGAAAAUCAGUUGUUGAGCUCUACACUCUGGUAGAUGGGGGUGGGGGUCGCAUUUAUUUUUAAACCGGCCCAGCUUCCCACAAUGUGAAGUAUUUUGUGUAAUAGAACAUUUGGCAUUUAACUUUUAGUCCAUAAAAUUGAAUUAUUUGGGCAGUCUGUGUGAAGAUCGUUGUUUGAGCGAUGGAGAGAGAAUUGCAGAUAAAAAUAUCCCAUGUCCUCACAGGUCGAAGUGUUUAAUAUCCUGUUUGUGACCAGCGAGAGCGGAGGGAAGAAUACGUAUCUUGUUCACUGCGAAGGCUGUGCUCGUACCGCUGGUAACAACAUGAACAACGUGGUCAUCCUUGAACAGUACAAGAUGGAAGAACUCAUGCACAUCUAUGACAACUUCAACCUGGUGAGCAAUGGGUGAAAAAAGUCAGUGGGAAAGGGCAGAGCAAAAUCUGGGUGAGGAGUACAGGUAUGUUUUGGGAGCAUCUGGUGUACUGUGAUCUAUAAAAUCCUUAAAUCUACAUCUGUGAGUGUAUUGUUAUCCUACUUUAGAUUUAUGGUGUCCUGGCGUGUAGUAAGCUGAAUCCUACCAGGCAAUAGCUGUAUCUAAUAGCUUCAGGUUAGGAGCAGUUUGUCUAUGCUGGGAUAUCGCUAUAUGAUUAAUUGACAUUCUCGGUUAGUUCUUCGUUCCCCCUAAAUAAUGACACAAUUAGACAAAAAGAAGUCGUCAUGGGGGGGCUACUAGUUUAAUAUAUAUAUAUAUAUAUUUUAUUUUUUUAAAUAAAUCAUGUUUUUGAAAUAUAUUGUAUACUCUAUGUCAAGUUUUAAUACAUAUGUCUUUGGGGAAAUUUGGACUGAUACACAAUACUACGUGACGUGUUCUCCACUCCCUGUAUUGGCUUCCAAUUAAAUGGUGAACAUAUUUAAAAAUCGGCCUGGUGACCUUCAAAGCCUUUAACAAUCCCGGCUUGCAUUACCUGAAAGAACUACUGAACCCAUAUAUCGCAUCUCGCUCACUUGGGUCAGUCAACGAGUCCCUCCUGUCAGUACACAGUAUAAAGAUAAACUCUCGGACACUCAGCCAUGCUGCCCCCACAUUCUGGAACUCUUUACCUCGAUCAAUCAGAGAGACUCCAACCAUCCUUACAGAUUAAAAACACCUCUCUUAUCAGCUCAUCUGACUAUCAUAAACCUAACUUUUUUCAAAUAUUUCAUAUAUUUGUAAAGUGCUUGGAGUCUCACCAGGAGAAGCUGCAAUUUGUUGUUAAUACUUUUGGGUUUUGUGCUUUGUUAUAAAGUCCUGCACAGCAAUGUUUCUGGGGAUAGCAGGAUAGCGUGAUCUAGAUCGUGCAGAGGGAACCUGGAGAGACUAGGUCAGAUUUGUGCAUUAGGUAAUCCAAGGAUGAAAAGCUUGUCUAGAAAUAAAAACAUGACAUUGUUUUACACAGUUAAAUAUAUGCGUUUUUUAUUAGUGCUUUAACAUUCCUGUCCUAGCUGCCUACGUCCCGGUCUCUUGGCGUCAGAGCUUGCGUUCUCUAGCUAAGCUGAUCUGCCCAUUUCAGUCCUUGUUUGUGCUUGCCAAGAGCCAAUCAAAUGCUUCCUAUCAAAUGUUUAAAGCUGUUCUGAAUGUAGGGAGCAUAAUAUAGCAAACUAACAGCACUCCAUUUACAACUUUGUGAAUAUACCCAAACACCCUGGAAAAAAAUAAAUACAUAUAUCUAUAUAUCUCUAUCGCUAUCUCUGAAAAUAGUCAUGAACUAGAUUGUGGUGCCAACUGUUAUGUCUUUAAUAUGCAAAAACAUAGCAUGAUGAGGAAAAAUAAGGGUAACAUAAGUUGUAGCUAAACUUUUUAUUUUUAUUUAUUUUUUACUUUUUACAAUUUUAUUCCUUGAAAGAGAUCGUUCCCAUUUACAGCAAUUUAGGAUCACCUUUACUUUAUUAAAGCAUUACUUUAAGCACCAAAACUACUGUAGAUCAUACCCCUGCAGUCUCACUGCUCAAUUCUCUGCCACUUGGGCUUGGGAUUUGUCACUUUGCUUAUAAAACCCUAGUCACACCUCCCUGCAUGUGACUUACACAGCCUUCAUAAACACUUCCUGUAAAGAGUCAUCUAAUGUUUACACUUCCUUUAUUGCACAUUCUGUUUAAUUAAGAAUAUCUUAUCUUCUGCUCUGUAAAGAGCCUUCUAGACCCUGUAGGAGCCUCCUGUGUGUGAUUAAAGCAGGAGAUAAACUUCUAAAGUAAGUUGACAUCUGAUUAAAAAUGAAUACCUUUUUUUUUUUUUUCAAUGCAGGCUGUCGGUCACAGCCAGGGGAGGUGUGACUAGAUAUCCAUAAACAAAAUUAAGUGACUUAACUCUUAAAUGACAGAGAAUUGAGCAGUGAGACUGCAGGGCCAUGAUCUAUACACCCAAGCUGCUUCAUUACAUUGAAGUGGUUUGAUGUCUAUAGUGUUCCUUUAAAGCCGCAUGGUCACGCCAGACGUACCUUUCUCCUAUUGUUUCCUCUUCUCUUGUCUCUCCGAAUCUCUUCUUUUCUUUAUUUCUGAUCUAGUUUUCUUUAAAACAUAAGCUAGAGUAGGGACUAUUUUGUCUUGUGUAUUUUCCUCCUCCUUUACACAAGAAAUGGAGCAGGCUUAAUAUCCUCCUUUGGUCAAAGUAAGUCAAGUGUAGAAAAAUACACAAGACAAAGUAGUCCCUACAAUAGGAGCAAGUUCCUCGUGACGGUGUUGGGGUAACUGCACUGUCACAGGAAACUUUCUCCUGUUUAGGGAUUACUUUGUCUGGGUUAUUUAAAUGAGAUAAUGUCUUGUUUAACAAACACAGCAAAGUGAGAAAAUAAAAGCUUUUAAGAGACGAGUGGUUGAGUGUUCAAGGAAUAAUUACUAAAGUGAGAAUUUAAACUGAAGGCCAGAGUAUCUAAACUGAAAGCGUAGCUGACUGUCCGAAUGGAUUCAGUUGUUUUGACCUUAACUUUGGAAUGAAGUUUAAAAGCAUUAUUCACGAAGAAUGAGUUCAAUUAGGUCUUGUGUUUGAAAUUUGCCAUCUCCGAGGGCAAAAACUAGUUACGGUGAACUUCGUGAGAUUUCUAUAAGGAAUAUGACCAUUAACGGAAUUAUCUGACUCCAGAUGUAAAUGGAUAUUGAGUCAAUGUUUCAAAGCAUUCUUUUCUUUUUGUUUUCAGGCCUCAUCUCCAAGCACACGGUGA